Molecule: messenger RNA, 267 nt
Organism: Brenthis ino (lesser marbled fritillary)
Lineage: Eukaryota; Metazoa; Arthropoda; Insecta; Lepidoptera; Nymphalidae
Source: the annotation of a GenBank genome assembly
AUGAAAUUGGAAAUACGUUACAUGAAAAAAACAAAAGAAAACGGGAAAACUCAACAGAAAGGGUCUAGAACUGCGGCCAACUCUGCCCUUAAAUAUAAAAAGCGUAAGAAGUGGAGUCAAGAUGAUAUGACUGCUGCGAUAUUAGCUGUUCGAGAUACUAAAAUGGGCUAUUUAAAGGCAGCGCAGACUUAUAUUGUACCCAGAACCCCCUUAUUUCGACUUGCUGAAGAAAAAAAAACUUUGGUAGAAGAUACUCUGAACAAAAAC